Symbiodinium sp. CCMP2456 is the source of this 276-nucleotide messenger RNA. NCBI's taxonomy places the organism in Eukaryota, Dinophyceae, Suessiales, Symbiodiniaceae. The record is from the annotation of a GenBank genome assembly.
AUGCUGCAGGUCAGCAUGCUCUCCGGGGAAACUGUUACGAGCAUACCCGUGGGAAAGAUAGACGACGUGAAGGGCUUGAAGCAGCACCUGACACAGCUGCACGGUUUUCCACCUCGAUUCAGGCAGAGAGUUUUCUUGCACGGCGAGCUUUUGGAAGAAGCCGUGAAGCUGGACUCCCCCAUGACCUUGGACCUCGUUCUGUUGGCAUUUGCCGGUGUUUCUGAAAAGCAGGUAGAAGAGCUUGCAGCAGCAGCUCAGCAAGGCUCCAUUUCCGAG